Molecule: messenger RNA, 459 nt
Organism: Cooperia oncophora
Lineage: Eukaryota; Metazoa; Nematoda; Chromadorea; Rhabditida; Trichostrongylidae
Source: the annotation of a GenBank genome assembly
AUGGCCGGACUCGAACCAUAUGAGGGUACUUCUACAACCACGGAACCAAGCACUAUUAUAUCGAAAGGUCGCAAAAUAUUGGUCAGGCCAACAGAAGUAGGUUUUGAAUUUUCUCGUCCGAAAAUUCGUCCGCCGACGCUCCACGUCGGCGAGCUGAUUCACAAGGCUCCAACUCGGCCAUAUGAAGUAAAGAUGUCAUUGGCGUUACGCCUAAAGAGGAAGGAUAUGGGACGAGUGGUAUGGCGUGGAUGGAAGCGAGUCAGCGGGGAUGUACGGCCUGCAGGGAAGGGUCGACCACUGGGCCGAAGUGAAGGUCGAUCAGGCCAGAUGGGCUUAGAUCCCAGAGACAUGACUUCAUUACGAGCACUUCAACGAACCACAAUGGCCACACCACUUCUGGAUAUGGUGAAAAAACCCGUGAGUGUGGCAGUUGGCACCUUGCAAGGAGAGGAUCAGUAA